Molecule: messenger RNA, 2783 nt
Organism: Diaporthe batatas
Lineage: Eukaryota; Fungi; Ascomycota; Sordariomycetes; Diaporthales; Diaporthaceae
Exons: 6
Coding region: 482-2482 (666 amino acids)
Biological process (GO): protein transport to vacuole involved in ubiquitin-dependent protein catabolic process via the multivesicular body sorting pathway
Cellular component (GO): ESCRT-0 complex
Molecular function (GO): phosphatidylinositol binding; ubiquitin binding
Source: RefSeq, a predicted model, not a curated record
GACACUGCACCACUGCAAUAAAAGAAGGUUCCCCACCUAGAAUCGGGGCAGCGGUUUGACACAUGCAGACCUAGGCAAACAAGGCAGGGUUACCUCACUGCUGCAGUCCCGCCAGCCCGCCCGGGUGCCCCCCAGCUUGCCCCCUGCCUUCGGCUUACUGUGCCCGAGUACUUACCACAGUACUUCGCAUACCUGGCGGAUUUGGUUACUGCGACUUCGUCAUCGCCUCCGAACAUCACCUCUCUUUACCUUACUGUCCGGUCGGCUCAGGCUGCCACUCGUGACCUUCCCUCCUUUGCCCCCGCCCCCAACACACGCAGCCCAACCCAACCUGACCGACCUCCUCGCCGACGACGGGCGAAUCGACGAAGAUACACACAAUCGCCAGCAUCGCAUUUCAGCCAGCCGCCAGGCCAAAUCGCCCAGCACGACUCGACUCCGCCCGACAAGAGCUCCCUCAGCUGCAGAGCAAGCCGCAACCAUGUUCCGCGCAGCAGCUCCGGGCCCCUACGAUGAGGCCGUCGCCAAGGCGACGGACGAGAACCUCACCUCGGAGGACUGGGGCUCCAUUAUGGAGGUUUGCGACCGCGUGUCUGGCGAUGCGAACGGCUCCCAGCAGGCUGUCCAGGCCCUGAUCAAGCGUCUGGCCCACCGCAACGCCAACGUGCAACUCUACACCCUCGAGGUCGCCAACGCCCUGAGCCAGAACUGCGGGAAGCCCAUGCACCGCGAGCUUGCCAGCCGCGCAUUCACGGAUGCCCUGCUGAAGCUGGCCAACGACCGCAACACCCACAACCAGGUCAAGGCCAAGAUCCUCGAGAGGAUGAAGGAGUGGUCCGACAUGUUCAGCAAGGACUCCGACCUGGGCAUCAUGUAUGACGCCUACUUCCGCCUCAAGCAGUCCAACCCCCAGCUACAACCGCCCUCCGCACCCCAGAAGAACAGCCUCACAGACGUCGACCGCCAGAAGGAAGAGGAGGAGCUCCAGAUCGCACUCAAGUUGAGCCUGCAGGAGGAGGAGAGGAAGAAGGCAGCCCAGCAACCAGCUGCCGCCGGUCCAAGCAACAGCGCGGGUCCCCAAGAGGCUGCCCCCGCCGCGCCCUUACAGCCAAUGCCUUCGGGAACUACGGCGGCGACGGUGAGCCGUGUACGCGCACUAUACGACUUUGUGCCGUCAGAGCCCGGCGAGCUCGAGUUCAAGAGGGGCGACGUUAUUGCUGUGCUGGAGAGCGUGUACAAGGACUGGUGGCGGGGCUCUCUGAAGGGCAAGACGGGCAUCUUCCCUCUGAACUAUGUGGAGAAGUUGACGGACCCCACCCCCGACGAGUUGCAGCGAGAGGCACAGAUGGAGGCCGAGGUCUUUGCCGAGAUCAAGAACGUCGAGAAGCUGUUGACGCUCCUCAGCACAAACAGCGCGCCGAGGGAGGAGGACAACGAGGAGAUCUCGAAGCUCUACCACCAGACAUUGGCGAUCCGGCCCAAGCUGAUCAAGUUGAUCGAGAAGUACUCACAGAAAAAGGACGACUUCACUCAACUCAACGAGAAAUUCAUCAAGGCACGCAGGGACUAUGAGGCCUUACUCGAAUCCUCCAUGUCACACCCGCCACAGUCCAACUACGGCCAGUACGCAAUGCGGCCAGCAAUACCUCAGGGCUAUGGAGGUCCUCCGGGGCCUGGUUAUCCGGGGCAAGGCCCUCCGCCGCAGCAUCAAGAGCCCCAGGGCUACGGCGCACCCCCCGGCCCAGGCUACCCUCAACAGCAACAGCAACAACCACCCCCACAAGACCCGCAGAGGUUCUACACUCCCGCACCCGCACAAGACCAACAACCCCCUCAUCAAUAUCAAGCAUACCCUCCUCAACAGCAUCCUCAAUCUACCCCUUCCCCUGCGUUCCAGAGACCCAGCGCUACCCCAGCACCUUUCUACAUGGCUGGUGCCGAGGUGCCCGCUACGGCGAACCAGCAUCAGUAUCCUCCUCAGAACUCGGGCCAGCGCGUUCCCUCUGCUGGAAAACAGCCCGAGGUGCCGCCUAUACAGACAAACACAUCGCCUCCACCGGCUGGCCAAUACGUCCCCUACUCCCGCCCACCCAUCCCAGGCUCACAACCACCACCACAAGACCACCAGCGGCCCCAGAGCACAUACGGGCCAGGCUCAGGCCCCAGCAACCCGCAGGAGCUGGCCACGUCCGUCUACGACUCCCCCAUCGCAUCCCACAACCCCCAGUCCGCAGCCACCUACACAACCUCUGCCUACUCGCCAGAUGACGGGCCCUCGGCGCCGAGCGAGCCUGGAUACCCGGCGCCGUCCGCCCCCUCUGCCCCCUCUGCGCCCUCCGGGGGAGCACCCGGCGUUCCUGGCAGUCUGAUGCCGGGCGCCCCGCCGCCGCUGCAGCCGAGCGGGGCUGCGUAUGACGCGAGGAGGGCGUCGGGCGGACAGUCGCAGUAUAAGCCUUAUGUGCCCCCGUCGAAUGCUUAUUAGUUUGAGUGUGCCGUUGCAGGGUGGGACCUGAGGAGGGAGGUUUGAAACGAGAUCAGGCCAGGCGUAAGCAAAUGGAACUGUACAUGGAAGAAAUUGUGUUGGGAGGGAGGAGUGCGCGUGUUGGAGAUACUUUGUGUGUUUUGGCAGCUGCUAGGAUAGGGGGGGCACACCCAUGGUGGUCCUUCGCUGCAAGCUUCAUGGUGCUUGCGACUGGCGGGCGGGCAGGCGGGCACGCAAUAUGCGAAGUGCAUCGGCGUUAAGUAACUAAUAUCAACAACCAGUAUAUUGGCAUGCUCACAAG